AUGGGUUACAAUACUGAAAAAGCUUCGCUUAUACAUUUUCUCUUAGUACUAGUACUACUUCUGACUUUAGCUUUACUUAUAUCUCCAGUUUUUUGGUCUUUUAUUGCUCUUGUUACAAUAAUCCACAUAGUAGCUUUUGCCCUACAACUUGUAGUUAGGAUAUGUACAACUUCUAUUGAAAUCCUACAAUUUACUGCAAAGAGUUUCUUAAAGACCAUUUCUGUCUGCGGAAGACGCAUUCUCAAAUCGAACAUAUCUUGUAUAAACACUAAUGUCUCCAAUAGCUUUCGUAAAGUUGUGAGAAAUAUGAAUAGAAUACGAAUAUAUUUCGUUCUCACAUUCGGUGUGGGUUUCGGUGCAUACAGACUUCAUAACUUAGUUGAAGAACGGCCAAAAUUCUGUCUUCAAUUAUAUAUUCCCGAUGAACCUGAAAUCAUUCCAAGACAAGAGCGAUCCAGGAUGGGAUUGAUGAUUCAAACUCUGCCGAAAUCCAUUAGAUAUCGACCACAUAUUCCAUCAAUCCUUGGACCUAAUUACAUCGAAGAGUGGAAAGAGCUAAUUGAUUUUUAUCUUUCCAAGAAAUACGCUACAGGGAUAUUAAAUAGGCCAGGGUUGACAGCUGCGAAAGAUAUCAUUGAGCCAUUCGCAAAGUAUCGAGCUGGAAAGAGAACACGUGGCUUGAAGACCGAACAGUUUGACUCUCGAGUUAACAAUCGCCAUGUAAAAAAACUCGACCCGAUCGAGUUUCCUGAAGUAAAUAAUUUGCUUGAUAUGCCAAGAAAUAAACUGAUUCAACAAAAGAGAACCGAAUUUCUGGAUCUAAGCCCACAAGAAACUUUGAAUGCCGCUCGUGCUCAACUUGAACACCGGUUGAGAAGUCACAGGAAACGACGUCGUGGUAAAAUGCAACGAGAUUCAUCUACUUGA
Molecule: messenger RNA, 927 nt
Organism: Funneliformis geosporum
Lineage: Eukaryota; Fungi; Glomeromycota; Glomeromycetes; Glomerales; Glomeraceae
Source: the annotation of a GenBank genome assembly